This is a messenger RNA of Silurus meridionalis, 3688 nucleotides long. Its product is annotated as testis-expressed protein 2-like. Gene Ontology annotation, cellular component: endoplasmic reticulum. NCBI's taxonomy places the organism in Eukaryota, Metazoa, Chordata, Actinopteri, Siluriformes, Siluridae. Gene Ontology annotation, molecular function: lipid binding. The record is from RefSeq and is a predicted model, not a curated record.
GGAGGGCGCUGCUCAUUAACAUCACUCCGGAUUAGAAAACGCUACUGCUGCUGGUGAUGCGAAUGAUGCUGAUGAGUGCGACAUGGGACACCUUACACUUGUGUUUGCAUGCUGACCAAAACAGAAGAGAUGCUGCAGGAAAGGACCAGUGCUCUAGAUGACUGUAAUCCAGAAAUACACUGAAUCCUGUCUUCUGCUUCUGCUGACACCUGUGAAAAUGAUUUAAAAAAAAAUAAAUGAUUUAAACGUAAUGAGGUGUUUCUCCACUCCUGAAUUUUGUCCGCUGGAUGUCGAGAUUCAGUCAUGCUAUUGCCAUUGGUGCAGAGGAUAACCUUAUGUAAAGACUACAGUUCCAGUCCUAUGGCCACAAGAUCAACAUUAGCCCACUAAAUGCACCCAUACUAAAUCAUGGAAAACAGUGAGCUCUUCCUGGAUGCUGAUGAGAAGGGUCCCAACUCCUUCUCCAAUGAGAAACCCUGUGGCCGAGGGAGCAAUCGACCAAUUCUCCAAUCUUCUGCUUUCAAGUUUCCACUCUCCUCUUCUACCCCAAAUGCCCUUAGUGAGCCUUCAACCUCAAUCCCCGACACCACUGCUGCACCACUUUCUAUGAGCUGCAACAUAAAAUCCUCUUCAGCUUUCACUGAUAAAGAGUGUAAAGAGUCUGCCUUGCUAAGGCCCAAUCCCAGGAUCAGCCUUGUUGACUCUCUCUCCAUGGAGAUCUCGAGAAGAGACUCUGAAUUUUGUCAUUCCAACUCUGACUCCAAGCUCCACCUGGAACCAUGGAAACAACUGGGUCAACUGCCCAAGGUCCAGGAUGCAGAACCCUUGCCCAAAACGGUUCCAUCUUCUCCCACAGAGUCCCGUCCGAAACCGAUUAGCUCAAGCAGCUUGCUGUUGGCUGGAUUUGGGGACAGGCGCCGCAAAUUGUCUGAGGCCAUGCAGGAGCCACUUAGUAAGCUCAGCAAGAUUAUUGGAGAGGACAGUGGUAGCCCAAAGUCACAGAAAGGUGACUCACCUGCCUCACAAGGUGGUGUUGCAGGAGGUUUACCAAAUCGGAGUGAGAAUGGAGCUGCAGGGAGGCACAAAGAUUUUGGGAGUCCACUUGGAGUGUGUGAAACCCCACUACGAAAACCUCAGAGAAGGCUGACACCAGGUUUUAAUUCUGAGAUCUGCUGCAAGCUGGGCAUUGAGAGCAGCCGUUAUGAGAUCUGCACUUAUGGUGAUGUUAUGCAAGUGCUGGAAAUUCAGGAGCAUUCUGACAGAAAGGAGGUCAAUCACCCAGAGCAGAAGGGUGUCAAAACACCACCUGCAAUGUGUACCACCUCCUCAAACCCAAGCAGAUGGCUGAUAUGUGUUGGCAUGCUGGCUUACAGCUUCUUUGUGCUACCACUAUCUUCCUAUGUGACAGGACUGUCUCUAGGACUAGCAUGUGGAUUCAUGCUGGGCUUGACAGUGGUAAUGAUGUUAGCAUCACAGCGACCUGCUGCUACUGAGAUGCCUAUUUCUUCCCCAAUGGACAGCCUGCUGUUGAAGUCAAUAGGCACAACACUGAGAGAAACAGCAAAGAGAGAAAUUCAGGGUUGGAUGAAUGAGAUGUACAGCUAUGACCCAGAGUCAUAUCAUCCCUCUCUGUGCCACUCUGUUUAUGUCACUUUGGAUGGAUGUACCCUACACCUGGCCUACCCACGUGCCAACGUUCCACGGCAAGCCUUCUUCAAUGAGCCCACCAAUGACACUACAUUUGUGCGCUCAUGCUGUUUCCAGCUUUUCAAUAGCAAGGUAUUUUUGCUGCCAGAUAUCUUAGCAAAAAAGAGAGUCUGGAAUAGGAAAUAUCCCAUCUGCAUUGCACUUUCUGAAGAAGAGCAGAGUGUAGAAGAGGAGCAGGUCAGUGAGGCAGCAGAGGCAAAGACUGAAACAGCAGAAAAACUCAAACAGGUGGAGAAGGAGGCAGACCGGACCUCCACACUGUACCUUUUUGGGCGUACAGGAAGAGAGAAAGAGGAGUGGUAUCAGUACUUCCUGUUAGCUUCAAAAAACAAGAUCUGUCAAGAAGAGUUAAAGCCAGUAUGCAGUGGUGGAGGCUCCAGUCCAGGCAGCAAUGAAGACCAGGCCCCGAUGCUGUGUCUAAAGGAAUUGGCUGGCUCAGUGAGAGAGAAGAUUCUGCUGGACUACAACUCUUACAUGACUCAAUUCAUCACACCAGAGAGCUGUAGCCUCACUCCCAGGCCCUGUCACAGUGAGCCAGGGAGCCCUGUUGACACAAAGAGGUUUUCCAGGGAUCCAAUAACAGGGUGUGGAGAUCUGGCCUGGAUCAAUGCCCUUAUUGGGAGGAUCUUUUGGGAUUUCUUGCAGGAGAAGUACUGGGCUGACCUGGUGGCCCACAAAAUCCAGAAGAAGCUGAGCAAGAUUAGGUUGCCAUACUUCAUGAAUGAGCUGACUCUAACUGAACUGGACUUGGGCACAUGCAUGCCGCAAGUGUUAAGUACCUCCAGACCUUCAGUGAAUCACAAAGGCCUGUGGCUGGACCUGGAGGUGAUGUAUACUGGAUCUUUGCACAUGACCCUGGAGACUAAGAUGAACCUGUGCAAGCUCGGCCAAGAUAGCUGCUCUGGGGCUUACUGCAUCACUGAGCCAAGCACAAGUGUUGGGCCCAGGGUGAGUAUCAUUGCAGACAGUGAUGAAGAGUCAUCCAGUGCAGACUCAUCUGAUGAAGAGGAGCUAAUGCCAUCCGAGCCCCAAGGCCCACUGGGAGAUAAGAGUAUAUACACUGGGACUGAGGGGCAUGGUGGAAGCAGCACCAGCAGGAAAAUUCUGCGAUUUGUGGACAAGAUUGCCAAAUCCAAAUAUUUCCAGAAAGCCACAGAAAAUGAGUACAUCAAAAAGAAAAUCACUGAAGUCUCCAACACUCCCCUGCUACUUAGGGUUGAAGUGCAGGAGCUUUCAGGACCUUUAGCUGUUAACAUUCCACCACCCCCCACUGACCGAAUAUGGUACAGUUUCCGUGUUCCACCAAGACUAGACCUGAGAGUGAAGCCUAUGCUGGGUGAGAGAGAGGUCACAUUCACUCAUGUAACUGAGUGGAUAGAGAGGAAACUGCAGUGUGAAUUUCAGGAAAUCUUUGUAAUGCCCAACAUGGAUGACUUGUACCUGCCUCUUAUGUCUUCUGGGAUGGACAAUACUGACAUGUCUCAGAAUUUCUCUGGAGAAAGCCAGGAUCAACAGGAGCACAGUUCAGACUAAUGCCUGGAUACAAAGGACAUGAUGGAAAGAGUGAAAAUUGUGAUGUGUGCCAUAUUUGCAAUAGUCCUCAUACAUUGGAGAGGAAAUUGAGGCAAAUGUACUUGAGCUACGCACAGUUCUGAUGGAAAAUGGCAGAUUGUGAGUGAAAAAAAUAUUACCCUUGUUGCAAAAGAAUAUUUCUUGGUGAACUUAAACUAUUAUGACAUAGAAACUGCUGAAUUAAAUUUUGAAAAUGGUAUCUGGCCAUAAAUUGACAAUUUAGACACAAGAGCAGAGAAUCAAAAUGUGAAAUUUGAAAAUUUGAAUCACUACACAGAACAUGAAGCUCUAAAAGAACUAAAAGGCUUGUAGUACACUCAAAUUUAUUUUAAAUUGAAUAGUAGAAUUCAUAAAGUUUAAGUCGAGGUUGUUCAUUAUAAUUCAUGUCAUAAAACAAUUGUUCACUUUA